Messenger RNA from Lepus europaeus (European hare), 5844 nucleotides. It is a transcript of the gene SCN10A, whose product is annotated as sodium voltage-gated channel alpha subunit 10. Gene Ontology annotation, molecular function: voltage-gated sodium channel activity involved in cardiac muscle cell action potential. Gene Ontology annotation, cellular component: axon; plasma membrane; voltage-gated sodium channel complex. NCBI's taxonomy places the organism in Eukaryota, Metazoa, Chordata, Mammalia, Lagomorpha, Leporidae. Gene Ontology annotation, biological process: regulation of heart rate; membrane depolarization during action potential; neuronal action potential. The record is from RefSeq and is a predicted model, not a curated record.
AUGGAAUUCCCCUUUGGGUCCCCGGAAACUGCCUACUUCCGUCGGUUCACUCCGGAGUCGCUGGCACAGAUUGAGAAGCGCAUUGCCGGAGAAGGCGGCCAGAAAGUCCAAGAGAAGCACAGAGGAAAGAAGGACCAGGAAGGGAAGACACGGCCUCAGCUGAACCUGAAAGCCUGCAACCAGCUGCCCAGGUUCUACGGCGAGCUCCCUGCCGAGCUGAUCGGGGAGCCCCUGGAGGACCUUGACCCCUUCUACAGCACACACCGGACAUUUAUGGUGCUGAACAAAGGCAGGACCAUCUCCCGAUUCAGUGCCACGCGUGCCCUGUGGCUGUUCAGCCCCUUCAACCUCAUCAGAAGGAUGGCCAUCAAAAUGUCUGUCCACUUGUGGUUCACUUUAUUCAUCACACUCACCAUUGUCGCCAACUGUGUGUACAUGACCCAGACCGAAUCGUCGGAGAUCGAGUGUGUCUUCACCGGCAUUUACACCUUCGAAGCGCUGCUGAAGAUACUGGCCAGGGGGUUCUGUCUGAAUGAGUUCACUUACCUACGAGACCCUUGGAACUGGCUGGACUUCAGUGUCAUCACCCUGGCAUACGUAGCCAUCGCCAAAGACCUCCGAGGGAUCUCCGGCCUGCGGACGUUCAGGGUUCUCAGAGCGCUGAAAACCUUUUCGGUGAUCCCAGGACUGAAGGUCAUCGUGGGGGCGCUGGUGCACUCGGUGCGGAAGCUGGUGGACGUGACCAUCCUCACCAUCUUCUGCCUGAGUGUCUUCGCCCUGGUGGGCCUGCAGCUCUUCAAAGGCAACCUCAAGAACAAGUGCAUCAGGAAUGACUCUGCCCUCUACGACGGGGCCAACUACUCCCUCGACCUUGAAAGUGACCUUCACCUCUCCCUUUCUUCGGCAGGCUCCUACAUCAAUAAGCCAGGCACGUCUGAGCCUUUGCUGUGCGGGAACGGAUCUGAUGCAGGCCACUGCCCUGCCGGUUCUGUCUGCCGUAAAACUUCCCAGAACCCGGAUUUUAACUACACCAGCUUUGACUCCUUUGCUUGGGCUUUCCUGUCUCUGUUCCGCCUCAUGACACAGGACUCCUGGGAGCGCCUCUACCAGCAGACGCUGAGGGCUUCGGGGAAGAUGUACAUGGUCUUCUUUGUGCUUGUCAUCUUCCUGGGGUCUUUCUACCUGGUCAAUUUGAUCUUGGCGGUGGUCACCAUGGCAUAUGAGGAGCAGAACCAGGCGACCAUGGCUGAAAUUGAAGCAAAGGAGAAGCAGUUCCAGGAGACCCUCGCGUUGCUCAGGAAGGAGCAGGAGGUUCUGACAGCGCUGGGGGUUGACACAGCCUCCCUGCACUCCCACAGUGGAUCACCUUUAGCCUCCAAAAAUGCCAAUGAGAGAAGGCACAGAAUGAAGCCAAGGGUGUCAGAGGGCUCCACGGACGACAGCAAGUCACCACAGUCCGAGCGUUACAACCAGCGCAGGAUGUCUUUCCUAGGCCUGAACUCUGGGAGGCGCCGGGCUAGCCACGGCAGUGUUUUUCACUUCCGAGCCUCUGACCGAGAUGCCUCAUUCCAUGAUGGGGUCACAGAUGAUGGAGUCUUUCGUGGAGAUCAAGAAAGCCAACCCGGACAGCAAGGCCCUCUCCCUAGGAGCCCACUCACUCAACCCCCCAACCCUGGCGUAGGGCAUGGAGAAGAUGGACACCUCACAUUGCCCACCAGUGAGCCUGCCCCUGGAGCCACUGAAGUCUUGGCCUUUGAUGCAGGAAAGAAGAAGGCGUUCCUGUCAGCAGAAUUUCUGGAUGAGCCCCUCAGGACCCAGAGGGCGAUGAGUGUCGUCAGCAUCAUGACCUCCGUGAUCGAGGAACUGGAGGAGUCGGAACAGAGGUGCCCGCCGUGCCUGACCAGCCUGGCCCGGAAGUACCUCAUCUGGGAGUGCUGCCCCCCGUGGGUGCGGCUCAAGAGCAGACUCUUCGAGCUCGUGACCGACCCCUUUACCGAGCUCACCAUCACCUUGUGCAUCGUGGUGAACACCGUCUUCAUGGCCAUGGAGCACCACGGCAUGAGCAGAACGUUCGACACCAUGCUGCAGACAGGCAACAUCGUGUUUACCAUAUUUUUUACUGCGGAAAUGGUCUUCAAAAUCAUCGCCUUCGACCCCUACUACUACUUCCAGAAAAGGUGGAACAUCUUCGACUGCAUCAUCGUGACCGUGAGCCUGCUGGAGCUGGGCAUGUCCAAGAAGGGCAGCUUGUCCGUGCUGCGCACCUUCCGCCUGCUGCGGGUCUUCAAGCUGGCCAAGUCCUGGCCAACCCUGAACACGCUCAUCAAGAUCAUUGGGAACUCAGUGGGGGCCCUGGGGAACCUCACCAUCAUCCUGGCCAUCAUCGUCUUCAUCUUCGCCCUGGUGGGCAAGCAGCUCCUGGGCGAAAGCUACCUCCAAAACAGGGAGAAAAUCUCUGAAUCCAGCGGGCAGUUGCCCCGCUGGCACAUGCACGACUUCUUCCACUCCUUCCUCAUCGUCUUCCGGAUCCUCUGCGGAGAGUGGAUCGAGAACAUGUGGAACUGCAUGCAGGUCGGCCAGACAGCCAUCUGCCUCGUCCUCUUCCUGACGGUGAUGGUGCUGGGGAACCUGGUGGUGCUCAACCUGUUCAUCGCCCUGCUGCUGAACUCCUUCAGCGCCGACAACCUCACCGCCCCGGAGGAAGAUGGGGAGGUGAACAACCUGCAGGUGGCCCUGGCGCGGAUCCAGGUGUUCGGCCGGCAUGCCUGGCGGUCCCUCCGCAGCUUCUUCAGCAGGCACUGCCGGCUCCCCCCACCUAAGGCACAGCCCCCGCUGCCGGUGAAGCUGCCGCUGUCCAGCUCCAAAGCCGAGAACUGCACUGCUGCCGAUGCGGCCGCAGGCAGCCCUGGAGGGCUCCCAGCUCCCCAGGGCCCCAAGGGUGGACACGGCGAGUUAAUCAGCAGCUCCGCCGUGUGGGUCUCCGUGCCCAUUGCUGAGGGUGAAUCCGAUCUGGACGACUUGGAAGAGGACGGUGAACAGGAGUCCCAGAGCGCCAGGCAGGAUGGGGUCCCCAGAGAACAGAAACAGCUGCAGCAAGUCGGGGCACCCAGGAGCCCUGGGUCUGGGACAUCUUCCGAGGACCUGGCUCCAUACCUAGGGGAGAAGCGGGCCGACGAGGGCGCUCUUCAGGUGCCCGCAGAGGGCGUGGAUGACACCAGCUCCUCGGAGGGCAGCACGGUGGACUGCCUGGAUCCUGAUGAGAUCCUGCGGAAGAUCCCGGAGCUGGCGGAUGGCCUGGAGGAGCCAGAGGGCUGCUUCACAGAAGGCUGCCUUCGCCGCUGUCCCUGUUGCAAAGUAAACACUGCCAAGUUCCCGUGGUCCAUGGGCUGGCAGGUGCGCAAGACCUGCUACCGCAUCGUGGAGCACAGCUGGUUCGAGAGCUUCAUCAUCUUCAUGAUCCUGCUCAGCAGUGGGUCUCUGGCCUUUGAAGACUGCUACCUGGACAAGAAGCCCACGGUGAAGGCCCUGCUGGAGUACACGGACCGGGUGUUCACCUUCGUCUUCGUGCUGGAGAUGCUGCUCAAGUGGGUGGCCUACGGCUUCAAGAAGUACUUCACCAACGCCUGGUGCUGGCUGGACUUCCUCAUCGUGGCCAUCUCCCUGACAAGCCUCAUCGCCAAGAUCCUGAAGUACUCGGACGUGGAGUCCAUCAAAGCCCUGCGGACCCUCCGUGCCCUGCGCCCGCUGCGUGCCCUGUCUCGAUUCGAAGGCAUGCGGGUGGUGGUGGAUGCCCUAGUGGGCGCCAUCCCGUCCAUCAUGAACGUCCUCCUCGUUUGCCUCAUCUUCUGGCUCAUCUUCAGCAUCAUGGGCGUGAACCUGUUCGCUGGCAAGUUCGGCAAGUGCAUCAACACCACCGAGGAAGUGUUUUCCACGGUGCCAUUCUCCGUUGUGGACAACAAGUCUGACUGUAUGGCUCACAAUGUCUCUCACAAGCUCUUCUGGGUCAACGUCAAAGUCAACUUCGAUAACGUUGCCAUGGGCUACCUCGCGCUGCUUCAGGUGGCAACCUUCAAGGGCUGGAUGGACAUCAUGUAUGCAGCUGUUGAUUCCCGAGAAGUCAACAGCCAGCCCAAGUGGGAGGAGAACCUUUACAUGUACCUGUACUUUGUCAUCUUCAUCAUUUUCGGAGGCUUCUUCACCCUGAAUCUCUUUGUUGGGGUCAUAAUUGACAACUUCAAUCAACAGAAGAAAAAGCUAGGGGGCCAGGACAUCUUCAUGACGGAGGAGCAGAAGAAGUACUACAACGCCAUGAAGAAGCUGGGCUCCAAGAAGCCCCAGAAGCCCAUCCCGCGGCCCCUGAACAAGUACCAGGGCUUCGUCUUUGACAUCGUGACCACACAAGCUUUUGACAUCGCCAUCAUGGCCCUCAUCUGCCUCAACAUGGUCACCAUGAUGGUGGAGACUGACAACCAGAGCGAGGAGAAGACCCAGGUCCUCAACAGGAUCAACCAGUUCUUCGUGGCUGUCUUCACGGCCGAGUGUGUCCUGAAGAUAUUCGCCUUAAGGCACUACUACUUCACCAAUGGCUGGAAUGUGUUUGACUUCAUCGUCAUGGUCCUCUCCAUUGGGAGCCUGCUGUUUUCCGCCCUGCUUAAGUCGGUUGAAAGUCUCUUCUCCCCGACGCUCCUCCGUGUCAUCCGCCUGGCCCGAAUCGGCCGGAUCCUCCGGCUGAUCCGGGCAGCCAAGGGCAUCCGCACGCUGCUGUUCGCCCUCUUGAUGUCCCUGCCCGCCCUCUUCAACAUCGGGCUGCUGCUCUUCCUGGUCAUGUUCAUCUACUCCAUCUUCGGCAUGGCCAGCUUUCCCCAUGUGAAUCACGAGGCCGGCAUCGACGACAUGUUCAACUUCCAGACCUUCGCCAACAGCAUGCUGUGCCUCUUCCAGAUCACCACGUCGGCCGGCUGGGACGGCCUGCUCAGCCCCAUCCUCAACACGGGGCCGCCCUACUGCGACCCCAGCCUGCCCAACAGCAACGGCUCCCGGGGCAACUGCGGCAGCCCCGCCGUGGGCAUCCUCUUCUUCACCACCUACAUCAUCAUCUCCUUCCUCAUCGUGGUCAACAUGUACAUCGCCAUCAUCCUGGAGAACUUCAGCGUGGCCACGGAGGAGAGCACGGAGCCGCUGAGCGAGGACGACUUCGACAUGUUCUACGAGAUCUGGGAGAAGUUCGACCCCGAGGCCACGCAGUUCAUCGCCUUUUCUGCCCUCUCAAAUUUUGCAGACACUCUCUCCGGCCCCCUGAGAAUCCCAAAACCCAACCAGCACAUCUUAAUGCAGAUGGACCUGCCCUUGGUCCCUGGAGAUAGGAUCCACUGCUUGGACAUCCUGUUCGCCUUCACCAAGCAUGUGCUGGGAGACUCCGGCGACCUGGAUUCCCUGAAGGCAAACAUGGAAGAGAAGUUCAUGGCUACUAAUCUUUCCAAAGCGUCCUACGAGCCAAUAGCAACCACCCUCCGGUGGAAGCAGGAAGACAUCUCGGCCACUGUCAUUCAAAAGGCCUACCGGAGCUACGUGCUGCACCGCUCCUCGGCCCUCGCCAACCCCCCAGGGGUGCCCAGGGCAGAGGGGGAGGCUGGGCCACCCCCAGGUGAAGGCUCUGUUGCAUUCGUGGCACAUGAAGAUUGUGCGCUUCCGGACAGAUCUGAGAGUGCGUCUGCCACGUCUUUCCCGCCAUCCUAUGACAGCGUGACCAGGGGCCUCAACGAUGCCGUGCGCAUGAGCGUCUCCAGUUCACUGCAAGAUGCAGACGAAGCCGCCAGUAACCAGGUGACUGCCCCCGGGCCCUAG